This is a messenger RNA of Merops nubicus (carmine bee-eater), 497 nucleotides long. It is a transcript of the gene STX17, whose product is annotated as syntaxin 17. NCBI's taxonomy places the organism in Eukaryota, Metazoa, Chordata, Aves, Coraciiformes, Meropidae. The annotation marks the transcript as partial. The record is from RefSeq and is a predicted model, not a curated record. Gene Ontology annotation, cellular component: endomembrane system; SNARE complex; autophagosome membrane. The transcript is spliced from 4 exons. Gene Ontology annotation, biological process: vesicle fusion; intracellular protein transport; exocytosis. Gene Ontology annotation, molecular function: SNAP receptor activity; SNARE binding.
AGACUUUGUAUAACACGGAAGUGAAGGAUGGCUCCCAAAGUUUAAUCCAGCUCUCCUCCCGCCUUCCCGACAUACCUCAGGAAGAAAAUGCAGCGGAGUCCUGGGAGACUUUGGAAGAGGACUUGAUUCAGCUUAGCCAGUUGGUGACUGAUUUUUCUGUCUUAGUCAGCUCUCAGCAGGAGAAGAUUGACAGAAUUGAAGACCACGUCAACAGCGCCGCUGUGAAUGUUGAGGAGGGAACCAAGAGCCUGGGGAAGGCUGCAAAAUACAAGCUGGCAGCUCUGCCUGUGGCAGGUGCAGUCAUCGGUGGAGUGGUGGGGGGUCCUAUCGGUCUCCUUGCAGGCUUCAAAGUGGCAGGAAUUGCAGCUGCACUUGGUGGUGGGAUUUUGGGUUUCACAGGUGGAAAACUGAUACAAAGAAGAAAACAAAAAAAGAUCGAGCAGGUCUCUGCGAGCUGUCCAGAGCUUUCUCACCAAAGUGUCAAAAAAUCCAGCUGA